Molecule: messenger RNA, 9415 nt
Organism: Chelonoidis abingdonii (Abingdon island giant tortoise)
Lineage: Eukaryota; Metazoa; Chordata; Testudines; Testudinidae
Source: RefSeq, a predicted model, not a curated record
GCCAAUGGUACCAUGUGGAAGGCUGUCCUCCGAGUGCACCUGGUCUUUGACGCUGACAGCCAACUGGUCCCCUUUCCCUCCAGUCAGUUGCUGGAAACCAGCCUGCUGGGGGCCCUGGAGGCUGUGGUGGAUUCUGUACUGCAGGUAACCCGCACCAGGAAGGAGAAGCCAGUGACCCAACCUGAGCAGAGUUCUGGAGAGACAGAGACUCUCAGAAGUCAGGACUUGGCGGUGGUACUGUGCAAUCCCCAGCCAAGUGCCCUUCGAGAAGCAGAUAAAGGAGGCCCUGAGGCCCUGGCCCCCGAGUCCCCUGAUGAGCUGCUCCAGAGUCUGCCUGCUGAGGUGCUCUGUGGCCAGGAGCCACAGCUGGUGCACCAUCUGGAUCUGAAGGUCAUCGGGGGCCUGGAGGUGAGUGGGCACCGGCUGAGGAGCCAGUACCCAGUGCCUUCGAGGGAGCAACUGGAGCGGGACCUGCGCUCGGACAGCAGUAUCCAGGAGGCCCUGGCCAGCCAGCGGGCUUUGCUGGCGGAGGCACUGAGUGAGACUCAGGAGAUCUGCAAGCAGCACACGUGGGUGGCAGAGAUCCACAGCUUUGCUCACAGCUGGAGCCCCAAGCAGCUGGAGCUGAUGAAGGGCUGGCCCGCGGGCAAAUAUGUGCAGCGAGUCGUACAGCUGCGUGCCUGGGCAGAACGUGUCAGAGAGGUGCCCUCCAUGGUCAUCACCUGCAACCGGCUCCUCUUGGUGGAUUGCAGCAGCGUGCAGCAGGAGAUUGUGCCCCUGCUUUACUCCAUCAUCAAAGAGAUCCUCUCCCUACUGUUCAGCGAGACGUCUCAGCGCAGCGAGAUCCUCAUUUCCCAGCUUGGUGGGGUCGUGCAGCUCUACCAGAGCGUCAGCACUGACAUCUUCACCAUCGCCAAGUGCUCCCAGAAGCUGGAGCAAUACCAGGGCCAGAUGACAGAGCUGCAGGAGCGCGUGGAGUAUGUGCGAGCUCUGAACGAGGUGAUCCGUCAGCACUUCUGCCCACUCAGCCUGGAUGAGGAGAACCUGGAGAACCUGCUCCUGGACACCUGGGAGGCCUUCGUGUACCAGCAGCAGGAGGCCUCAGACUUCAUUGUCUCACGGCGUCUCAGCAUCAUUGCUGAGCUUGUAGACUCGCUGCAGAGAGCCAGACAGGAGCUGCAGGAGUUGCUGACCAUGGCCACCACAGGGCAGUUCCUGGACCCCUCCCAGAGCCCACGUGCAAUGGAGCAAGAGCUGCGAGAGCUGCACCGCCGCUUCCAGGCCAUGACCACCCGUGUGGCUGAGCUGUGCCGCUCCCAGAAGAUCCUCACAGGGGAGCAGACAGACGUCUCCUUUGUGGCCAGGAGCCGGGGGCUCAUUGAAGCCCAUGAGCACGUCUGGAGGCUGUUCCGCACCAUCUCUGAGCAGAUCACUGAAUGGAGGUGCCUCGCCUUCAGCAAGUUCAACACCCCCCUGGCCACAGAGAAGAUGGCUGAGUGGCAGAGGGAAGCGUCCCACAUGGAAGAGUCCCUGCCUGCCGAUCACUCCAUCCUGCAGGCCUGUGUGCACAUGAUCACUAGUUUCCAGCAGUUUCUGCCCCUACUUCAGAAGCUGGCCAGCUCACUCAUGAAGAGUAGCUGCUGGAGGGAGUUCUUCACGGCAAUGGGAGUGAAGUACCCUGUCAACCUGCAGUUCACGCUGGGCCAGCUGCUGUCCUACCCAUUACUGGAGCACAGCGAUACCAUCCUCAAGAUCUGGUCAAGCGAGCGAGGCCAUUGCCGCUCCCUGGACGUCCUGCGCCGGCUCCAGAAGACCUGGGCUGAGAGGCAGUUCCGCUUGAUCAACUUCAUCCUGAGUGUGCCCUACCAGGCCCCACUGCCCGACCGUGCCCACCGGCCGCCUAGCAGGCGCUACCGCCCACCCAAACAGGAGUAUGUCUCCAAGGACAGCGGCACCUUUGUGCUGGCUGACACAGCAGAACUCAAGGCCCUGACAGAGAAAAGCCUGCUAACCUUGAAGAACAUCAUCCUCUCACCCCACGCCAUGGAGCUCCGGGAGGAGGCAGAGAGCUGGACCAGUAUCUUGCGUGGAUUUGGAGCCCUGCUGGAUGUCUGGGUCAGUUUCCAGCAGAAGUGGAUUUUCCUGAAUAUCGUACUGUAUGAGAUGGACAUCAGUCUGCCCAGCAGUGAGCUGGAUUGCCUGUUCCAGAAGCUGGACAGCAAGUUCCGGGAGCUCAUGCAGGUGACAUCCAAGCACCCCCUGGUGCUAUCCAGCAUGAUGCCUAUGGCCACCUCCAACCGGGAGAGCCGCUUUAUGGGUGUUCCCCUGCACACCAUGCUGAGUGAGGGUGUUGAGGACCUGCAGCUCAUCAUCCACGCAUUGGAGUACGUGCUGGAGGCUACACGCAUGGGCUUUCCCCGCCUCUUCUUCCUCAGCAACACAGAGGUGGUGGCUAUGAUGGCCUCACCUGCGGAGCCCAUGGAGGUGACCACCUGGGCCCGCCGCUGCUUCCCAGCUGUGCACCAGCUGGCCUUCUGUGAGCUCUCAACCACUCAAGACCCUGCCACCUAUGCUGUCCUGCUGCCCAUGGCAGAGGCCACAGGCCUGGUGGGAGCCUGUGGGGAGAUGGUGCCGCUGUGUUCCCCGUUGCUUCUCAACCAGAAGAUCACUAAAUGGCUGUGCACCCUGGAGCAGAGCAUGAAGGAGGCCCUCUUCCACCUGCUGCAGGCAUGCAUGGCCCAGCGCCUGGCCCUGCGGCCCCAGCUCGACGUGGCCUUCGAGCAGCGCCCAGCUCCCACCGAGCUGCCGCUGCAUCUGCUGGUGGAGCACUGGCGGCAGCUGGCAACAGGCUUCCCGGCCCAGUGCGUGCUGCUGGCCGAGGAGGCCUUGUGGUUUGCGGAUGUGCAGGAGCGGCUCUUCGGCCCUGUGCGCAGGCCUGGCCUCAAGCUCAAGCACCGACUCAAGCUGGAGGCCCUGGCCCACUAUGUCCACAACUACCGCAGCAGCUGCGCCGGGCAGCCGGGCAGUGCCCAGCUCAGCAUGCUACUGGGGGCCCUGCUUACUGUCACCGUGCGCCAGCGCGAUGUGCUAGCCCACCUGCUGCAGCGCAAGGUCGACUCACCCACCGCCUUUGCCUGGGCCCAGCUGCUCAAGUACCGGCUGGUCCUGCACCCCACGAGUGCCAGAGCAGUCGGGGGCCCCCUUGAGAGCUGGGCUGCCAGUCCCCCUGGCUGCUGGGCCGAGAUCCUUGACAUCCGCCUGCACUACGACUAUGAGUAUGUGGGGAACUGCCCCCACCUGGUGGGGAGCCCCCAGCUGGAGAGGAGCUUCCUGGGCUUAUUGCUCGCCCUGGAGGAGUUCCGCUGUGGCGCAGCUCUGGGCUGCCACGGGGUCGGGAAGACGGCCACCAUGCAGCAGCUGGCCAGGGCUCUGGGGCGCCAGCUUGUCACCCUGCACUGCUCCCAGCAGAUGAGCCUGGACUGCCUCCGCCAACACCUGAGUGGGGCUGUGCAGGCCGGCGCCUGGCUGGUGCUGGAGGCUGUGGACCAGCUGGGGCCCAGUGUCCUGUCAGGGUUCAGCCAGCUCCUGUCAGACCUGCAGAUGCUGUGCAUGGGCCUGCAGGCGGAGAAGGGCCAGGUGACCCCCAGCCACAAAUCCAAGAGCAGCGAUGGGGAGGGACAGGAGCAGCCUGCCAGGGCCGUGCCAGAGCUGGGCCUGGAUGAAGCAGAGCCGUACCAGCCCCGCGUGCUGGGCAACAUCCUCUUCGGGGAGCGGUUGCUGCGGGUCAGGGAGACCUAUGGGUGCCUGGCCACCCUGCAGUGUCUCCCUGAGCUCCUGCGCCUGGCCUUGCGCCCCGUGGCCCUGCUGCCCCCUGACCUGCACAAGGUGGCCGAGGUGACCUUGCUGGCAGCUGGCUUCCGGGAAGCCGCACACCUGGCCAAGAAGUUGAGCUAUUUCUUCUGGCUGGAGGGGGAGCUGGGCCCGGGCCCUGCACCCUGCCGGCUGGCCCUGUUCAAGGGGGUCGUUGAGGCAGCCAUUGACAUUGCGUAUCCGCCUGUGGUGAGGCCAGAGCCAGAGCCUGGGGAGCAGAUCACAGCCCAGCAGUCAUCCUUUGAGAGCCUGGCUGAGGAGCCUGCCCUCGUCCAAGCUCUCUGCCUCUCGCCCUUCUUGUCUGCCCUGGAGGACCCCCAGCUGAGCAGAGUGUGGGAGCUGCUCCGAGGGGUCUUCCCUGCCUCCUGCUCCCUGGUCCCUGAGGUCCAUGCGCCCCCCAGGCUGCUGAGUGCUGUGACAGCACAGCUGCACGAGGACAAGCUCCACGCAGACCCUGAGCUCACCAGCACCAUAGUGCAGCUUUGCCAGGCCCUGCUGGGCUCGCCGGGGGUCCUGCUGGUGGGGCCAUCUGGCAGCGGCAAGACCACAGCCUGGAAGACCCUGGCUAAGGUGCUGAGCAGGCUGGCUGUGAGUGAGUCCCUGGAGCUGGCGCCAGGAGUGGGCAGGCCAGGCACUCGGCAGGACGUGGCAUACCUGCCCAUCAGCACUGUCUGCCUCUACCCCAACAGCCUCAGCACUGCUGAAUUCCUGGGCAGGCUUAUGGGAGGCAUCUGGAGGGAGGGCGUUUUCUCCAGGCUCCUGCAGAGAAUGGCUUCCUCAGCCCCUGCCGCUGGGCUGGGCAUGUCAGGCACCCAGCAAUGGCUGGUGCUGGACGGGUCUGCCAGCUCCGAGUGGCUGGAUCCCAUCUCAUCGCUGUUCAGUGCAGAGCCCACUCUCAGCCUGCCAAGUGGGCAGCGGCUCCAUCCCCCAGAGGGUGUGAAGUUCCUCUUUGAGCUGCCUGAUGUCUCCAGCAUCUCACCAUCCAUCUCCACACACUGCGCCCUCCUGCACUGCGGGGGCUCGAGUGUCUGGCGAGCACUGCUGGCCUCAUCCCUAGCCACCGUCUACCACACAUACAGCGUGAGCCAGGAGAGCGUGGUCAUGCUGCGUGGCCUUGCUGAGGACGUCUUCCCCCCCACGCUCACCUUCCUGCAGCAGCAUUGCAGCUCUGUGCUGCAGCCUCAUGCCGACCUGCGCAGCCCCAUAGCCUGGGGCAUCCCAGAGACCACAGCCUUCACCAGGCUCCUGAAGGCUCUGCUGGACAAACACCUGAGCCAUGACAAGAUGAAGGCCCAGCCCCUGAGAAGAGAGGACCAGGCAGUGGUGGAGAACAGCGUUGCUGGGGUCUCAGCUGUCCCGUCACACUGGGGCUUGGAUGAAGCUGUCCCGCCUCAUCAUCACCUGCUUGUCCGUAGCAUCUUCGUGUUUGCCUACAUCUGGGGUUUCAGUGGCCACCUGCACCCCAGACACUGGGCCAUCUUUGACAGCUUUGCCCGUAGAGUCCUGUACAGCAGCAGCUACACCGUAGAGCUGCCUUCAGCCAAUUCUGUCUUUGACCUCUAUCCCCAGCCUGAGGAUGGAAAACUGGAGGUCUUUGAUGGGAAGUAUCUGUCCAGCAGAAUCAAGGCAGUUCCUGUGAGCUUCACCAUCCUGCCCCAGUACGAGCGGCUCCUCUACGUGCUGGACCUGCUUCUGGGCUCGAGGCAGCCAGUGCUCCUGGCUGGGGAGCCUGGCUGUGGCAAGUCGUCCUUCGCGGAGCUGCUGAUCCAGCCCAAUCACUCCUACCAUCGUGUCGCCAUCUCACCUGCCCUCGACGUGGGCUACGUGCGCCGGCUGCUGGAGAGCCACAUCCUGAGCAGCAUGCGGGGCAAGGCCCUGUUCACCGGCCUCCCUGGAUCCCGGGCCCCUGGCGCCAGGGCUGGGAAGAGCUGCUACCUGCUCCUGCUGGAUGACUUGCACGCCGCCGAGCUGGAUGCCAGGCAGGGGAGUCACCCCGUGGUGGAGACCCUGCGCCAGGCCCUCUCCCACCAGGAGGUCUACGGCGCUGAGAGCCUGGAGCUCCGACACAUCCCUUCAGCAGAGUUCAAUUGCUUUGGCUUGGUAGCUGCUCCAGCAAUUGGCGUGCACCCCCUCUCCCCUCGCUUCACUCGGCUCUGCAGCAUCCUCUCGCUCCCCAGCAUCUCCAGGGAGUCUCUGAUCAGCAUCCACAGCCCCCUGGUCCUGGCCUGGCUGGAGAAGUUCCCCCUGCUGGCCAGGCACAGCGAGCUGGCCACUGCCCUGGUGGGGGCCACUGUGGACGUGUACGAGGCCGUGAAGGCCAGGUUCUGCCCCUCCCCCACCUGCUCCCCCUACCACUUCUCCUACCACCACAUCAAGAAGGUUCUCAGGGGCCUCUUCCUCCUGUGGCCCUGCCCCGGGAUCCACCUCACCAGCCCCUUGGAGGACCCCAGCGCGCCCAAGGCUUCAAAGCGAGGCCAGCCGGGGAUAAGCCUGAGCCUCACGCUGAGCACCCGGGUCAUCGUCCGUCUCUGGCUGCACGAGUCGCUGCGCACCUUCUGCGACCCACUGCUGUCGGAGCGCGAGCGGCAGGAGAGCGGGCAGCUGCUGCUGGAUGUGGCUGCCAGCACUUUCUGCACCAAGAGGAGCGUGCUGAGGGUGAUCACCACCAGCGACAGGGAGCCGCAGCAGUGCAAGCGAGCCAGGAGCGUCACGGAGCUCGCCGGGAAAGUCACUGCCAUGGAGCUGGGCGCUGAGAGCCAUGAGGAGUCUUCCUCACAGAGCAGCAGCGACGGGGACUGCCCGGACGCCUUUGAUCCCAUAGACCAGGCCCCCGCCUUGGCCCUGGACCGGCCGGACGCAGCGCCUUCUGGGGACUCUGCCCUGGCCGCACUGGAGCCCAAGGGGGCAGAGGUGACUGGGAUGAGGAGAGUGGCUUCCAUCCAGCCCUCUCCAGCCCUGCACCCUCGCUUCCAGGAGCAGCACCUGGCCAUGGGGCGCCGCACCAGCGCCCGCCAAACCACCCCUCUGAAGAGCAAGCACAGGCCCUUUACCAAAAAGGACAACACCAAGCCCCUGCUGCCCUCCCACCUCCUGCUGCUGCCAGGGGAGGACGUACGCAACAUCCUCUUCAGCAGGGAGCUGGCGCUGGCCUCCCCCAGCCGGGAGAGCCUCUACCAGGAGAGGUGCUGGGAAGCCAUCCAGCAGCAGUUCAGCACCUUCCUCCCCAGGGGCUUUGUGCUGUGCAGAGAAGUCACCCAGCACCUGGUGCGCCUGCUGCGGGUGCUGUGCUGCCCAGAGGGGCAUGGCGCCCUCCUCUCCCUGCACCUCUCCACCGGCAGGAGGUCCCUGGUGGCCCUGGUUGCCCACGCCACUGCCUCCCAGCUCUUUGAGCUGACAGGGCAGGCAGGGGAGCGGGAGGUGAGGGAGCUGAUCAGGAAAGCCAGCUGGCAGGCUGGGAUCCUGGACACAAGAGUCGUGGUGCUGGUGCACCAGGGGGUGGGGCUGGGCACCAUGCAGAAGUUGGUGGAUCUGAUGAGAGAGGGCACCUACCCUGGCCUGUACACCACUGAAGACACUGCACACAUCGUGAAGGAACUGCUGCAGGAGAACCAGAACAUCAAAAGAACGAUGAGGCCUAACAUGGUCCUGCAAAGGUUCUACCAGUUUGUGAGGAACAAUCUGCACAUGCUGCUGCUGCUGGAUGGGCGCAAGGGCUGGGCACAGGGCAGGGGGCACUUGGGUUACCCCACAGCCAUGGCCACAGCCCUGCUCACCCUCCCCUGCAGCAUUGACGUGUACCAGCCCUGGAGCCAGGAGUCCUUGGUGCAGGUGGCUACUCAGCACCUGGAAGAUGCCCUCAACCAGCAGCCCCUGAAGAGCCCAGUCCCAGCGUCACUGCAGGCCCUGGAGAAUUCGCUUGCCAGCAUUGCCUCAGCCAUGGCUCUGAUUCACUGCUCUGCCAGCUGCUAUGCCACACACUUGGCCCCAAGCAUGCCCCUCAUCACCCCAAAGACCUUCCUGGAUUUCCUCGACGCUUUCCUCAUGCUCUCAGCACAGUUGCAGAGCCAGAGCCGGACUCAGGCUGAUCGGAUGAAGCUUGCUCUGACCAAGUUGCAGGCAGUGAGUGAGAAGCAGCGGGAGCACAGCCGGGACAUCAAGUACUUGCAGGAGAAACUUCGCCUGGCCAAGGAGAAAGUGGCCAGGUGCCAACGGCGGGCAGAGCGUGAAGAGGUGGUGCAGAAGCAGCAGGAGCAGGAUUGUCAGCACCGCGAGGCACGCAUCGAGAUCCUUACACAAGAGCAACACCUCUUGGAGCAGAGCAAGGAGUCUGCCACGAGAAAGAUGAACACGGAGUACAAGGCGGCACUGGCUGGACUGCAGGUGCAGGACAUUGAGGAGUUGCGGAGCUACCGGUUACCACCAGCAUCCAUCCUCAGGGUGACGGAUACCCUGUGCAUGAUGUUCCGUAAGGAGCCUGGCUGGGAGAGUGCCAAGCAGCUGCUGGGCCAAGAGGACUUCUACCAGGUGCCAGGAGGGACUGUUGUAUUGAUUUAGACGGAGCCAGGGGGCCCAGUUGCUGUCCGGCAUUGAGCAGUGUUAAACAAGGUGUGAGGGCUGGUGGGCGGAGCCCUCAGUCUGCUUGGCACCACAGCCAGCACACCAGCAAACAUCUCUGUAGCCCGUUAGUAGUGAUAUGGAUGAGAGGGGAGGGAGCUGACCCUUGCCUAUAGAGCAAUGAAUGAGGCUUUUGUUUGAAUGGCAUCCUUUCCCCUUUGCCUGUAGCUGAUCAAGUUUCAGCAGGAAGCCCCUGGGUUCUGCAGGCCCUCAGGUGUAUCAGAGAUGCUGAUAACGCUGUUUUUGAGGGGAAACAAGGAGAUGAGCUGAGAGGGACUGGAGCUGGUGCUGCUGCACAGUCCCAGCCCAUUUCAGCUCAGGUAGUGGCCAGGAUCCAGCUGGAGCUGAGGUGGUGUGGGAAAAAGGAUCUAUCUGGGUCCUUUUUGUCCCAGGUUGGUCAGAACGUCCCUCAGGCAUAGCAGAGAAGGCCCCGGGUCCCAGGAGAUGGUGGAUGUGGCAGAUGCUGGUGAUGUUUGCUCGAGUAGCCUCCAUCUGUUCUCGCCUUCUACCAAAAUCUCUUUCUCUAAGGACCCCAAAAGGCGGUGAUGGCGGAAUGGCCCACCCCUCAUUAUUCUGUCCACCAAUCAGGCCUAAUAUCCAGCACACCAAUUUUAGUUGAUUGAUUUCCAGUUACAUGUCAUCUGAUUUUUACUAAGCAUGAUUUUAACCCAGUCCUGGAGUUAUAUUCCCAUGCCUUCUGCACCCCGGCAAUGUACCCUGUGCUGCUGCCCCAGAAACAGUACCCCUCAACUCCCUGGUUCCACCUCAGUUCCUAGGCUCCUCAGCACAAGGCACCGGACAGGUUUAUAGGAACAGUGGACUGGAGUUUAUUGAGUGAAAAUGCUUCAGCUAAAAGCAAGUGCAAGAGUUUGGGAACAUGAGUUUAUAAUUAAAAGAAAAACAUAAACACAAUCUGUGUUAUCCCUCUCAA